Molecule: messenger RNA, 4923 nt
Organism: Zymoseptoria tritici IPO323
Lineage: Eukaryota; Fungi; Ascomycota; Dothideomycetes; Mycosphaerellales; Mycosphaerellaceae
Exons: 3
Coding region: 1-4923 (1640 amino acids)
Source: RefSeq, a predicted model, not a curated record
AUGGGCGGCAACAAGAAGAACAAGAAGGGCAAGACGCCGGCCAGCAAGUCAGCUUCUGAGGCCGGCAGUGGAACACCGACUCAGCCACCGCAGCCACCAAUCAAUACUCAUGUUGGAGCUCGGCUCACUCCCAAUACACCAGCAGGAGCGCCAUCGAUUCCAACGCCUUCCACACGUCUCGAUAGUGCAUACAAUCACGGUACACCAAACAGAUACAGCAGCGACGAAGACGACACCGACGAGGACGACGAUCCAAAGAACUGCUACAGCGACGGAGAACAUACAGAAGCCUACAGGGACAAGAUUGCUACCAAGGCGUUCAGGAGGUACAAGAAGUACGGCGAGGAUGCUCUUCAAGGCGUCGAAAGUCAACUUUUGUAUGACGCCAUUCAAGACCUGAUCAUCGAAGAAGGGGGCGUCGGAGGUGUGGACACGGAGGCACGCGAUGCGGAGAAAGUGAGUAAAGAGCGCGAGAGAAGGGCGCGUUGGAGUGUAGAAGAUGGUAAAGCGAAAAGCCAAGACGAUCUGAAGCAGAAGAGAGAGAUAGAGAAGCAGCACCAAGCGAGAAAAGAUCGUGAGAGUGCCAGAAUUUUGGCUGACGUAGAGGACGAUAUCGACAAGGACUUCAAGGCUCCCGUCACAUUGGACAACCCUGCACUGCUGCUGCGAGGCCCUCCAAGCGACCACAUUGGCGUAGCCAGCGAUUAUGACAGGAAGAAAAGCAACAAGAAGCCCGAGCCUGGGCCAGAAGAACGGGUAACGGAGCAGACGCAGGAAACUCCAGGACGAAAGAUUGCGAAGCCAAGGCCGCGAAGACCCGGCAGUGCAGGUGGUCCGGCCAGUGCUGCCAACGUGUCUGGUCCAGGUGAAUCACCUUUCGCAAAUUUCAAUCAGCAAGCCGACCCUUCCACACCUCAGACAUUCCCUCAGGGUAAUGGAGCCGUCCAGGCAAGAGACAAGGAUAAUAUGGAAGUCGAAUUGGCCACCGGUGACCUGCCGGCUCCUUAUGACCCACAGGCAGUCGGCGACGACAACUCUGGAGCGUACUCCGACCCCGAUCAGUUUGCCGUUCAAACAGGUCCAAACUUGACCGUCAACACAUCCGACGGCCCGCCUUUCUCCUACCCUGAUCCACAGGAGGAUCCUCAGAACACCUCCCCUUACAAUGUGGCACCUCGACCGAAUUCUGCUUUGAACUAUACCAGUGCCUUCUCACCAGACCCAAGGCACGGUGCGCAGGGCAUGCCUGGGUUCGGAGAAUUUCCCUCAGGUGAGUCGGGUCCGCCAUCGGGUCCGAUUUUUCCGCAAUCCGGGUUCGAUUUUGCAGCGCCACUGCCAGGGAGGGAAUCUGCUCAACCAUCUAACAUUGAUCCACAACUUUUGGGCCUUGGAGGUGCCAAUCCUGGCCCAUCUGCUCCAGCCGUAUCCUUGACGCCUGUAAUGGAUCACUCUUCGACCGCGGGAACAAGAAGAGUCCCAGAGCGGAAAAAGAGUGGUGACACGGUGAGGCCCAGAGCAGGCAGAAGGAAUGCCGACCGAAUCCGAGCGGAAAGUAUAAUAGACUCGGGGCCUGAGACCGUGAACCCUUACUCCACUGGCAAGUUUGAGACCGCGUUACCAAAUGCGUUCGGAGUCACUGAUUUGCGAAACUCGCUUCCUACGAUCGAGUCAGCCGCACCGCCUCAAGUCGAUCGCGAUGGAGACCAGGCCAUGAAGACGGGGCCGGAUUCGAAUACCGAGACGACGAGGAACAUCCCGCCAUCGGGAUUCGACGAAGAUCCAAUGGAACAUGACGGAGUAUCGAGCCCGAGAGUACAGCCCGAGAGCCCGCGAGUACAGCCAGAGAGCCCGCGGUAUCAGCCGGAGAGCCCUUCGACCUAUCCCAAGCCGGAGGAAAUGGAGAUCGACAGUAAUAAGGAAGCGUCCCGAGGCCCCAAGGAGAACCUACAGAAUGUCAGCAGUGGUGGAUAUUAUCCGAAGAGUCCUCCGCGCGAUCUACUAACCCCACGCAAACCGUCAUAUGGGAGGACCGCGACGUACGACCCGGAGUAUCAAAGGAAUUCGAACGAUGCGACCACGUCAGGCGUGGGCGGAAGCAACGGUCCUUCAACGACGCCCAGAAUUCCGGAGUCUACUGAUCCUUUCGGCGGGAACUACUUUCCUCCAGUCCGUGACACAGCAAUGGAGCCGUAUAAGACAUGCGGGGACGAGGACCAUGAUGAGCUGGUGAAAAAGAUCAACGUCGCCCUGAAGAGCGAAGCUGAAGCCAAAGACAAGGUCAAAGACUACGAUAGGAUGAAGCGAGAACUCGACGAGUCGAAGAAGGCCGGGAAGACCGAGGAAAAGAACUCCGAGAAGUGUAAGGCUAAAUGCACUACACUUGAGAAGGAACUUGCAAAGGUCAGAGCGGAAUUCGACGCGUUCAAGUCGCAGCACCAGGAUUGCACGCCUUUGAGAAAGGAUAAUCAGAAGAUUGUGCAGAGCACGACCCCGAGUAGCAAGACGAGCAAUCCUGGUCCUGUCAAACUUCAAGGACUUAAGGACAGCAUGUACGCAAAGUCACCUCCGCCAGAACAGGAUGCCGACGUCGAGAUGGGCGAAGACGGCAUGGACAACGAUCUGAAGAAAGCCAAGGAAGAUCUGGAAAAGGCCAAGAAAGCCGCGCUGAAGGCUGAAGGGGAUCUGCAGACUGCCAGAGGUGAACAUUCAGCUGCUCAGAACAUCUUGCAGGCUGCGAAGGAGGCUGCCGAGACCAAGUUGCGAGAAUGUAAAGAGCAGGCUGCUCAGUUGAUGGCUCAGAACAAUGAGCUUUACAAGGAGGCAUCCAUAGUGCAGGCUGAGCAUAAUCAGUGUGGCCAGAAGCAGAUGGUCGCCGUGGCGGGUGCUGAGGAAGCCGCGAAGACCGAUCUAGAGAAGAGCAAGAAGAAGCAAGCAGAGUUGGAGAAGGAAAAGAAGACUGCCGCUGAGAAACUACAGAAGCUGCAGACCGAGCACGCCAGAUGCAAGAAGAAUCAGGCAGAUGCUCUCGCGGCUGCGGCGAAGAAGUGUGACGAGGAGAAGGCAGCUUUGGGUCCGCCCCGGAGGAAGAGGGAGCCUGGCGAGAAGAGACCGGAGAGGUGUACUGUUCAACGACACAGGGAGUACAAGGAGAUGAUACGGAUGGCCGCAGAGGCAACGACCAGCAUGGUGGAUGCCGUGACAAGGAUGCAGAAUAGUGGCCUCUCGUUAUACUUCACCACCGUCACCUGGAUCCUGCAGCACGGCUUGGUCGGAAAGCACUGCAUCAUUCGCGGUCGGCUAAGAACAGGGCAGUGUCCAGACGAGGGGUCGAGAUUGGCCUGGAAACGGCUCGCAACAAAUGGGCGUCUCUGCAGUGUCAAGGACAAGUUUGCCUUCCCAAGUUGUCGACGGGAUGAUGGCGGAGUCACUCCUCUACUCUUUGUCAAAUACAUCACCACGACAUUUCCCAAACGUCAGGUCAUUAACAACAAGGCCUCCCUCUCGCGCACCCUCGCAUCCACAAGACUUUCCGCCAUCAACACUGCGCAACGGCAAGAGCUCGCAAACAUGCUUCUCCUCCCGUUCUGCGAUUUCGCCGCUGCCGACAGCACCUACAUCUCCACCAUCGCUGCGCAACGCGUAGCUGAAGAUAUCUCGCGCCGCAGCCCAGCGAACAAGGUCCUCAGCACGUACGAGCUUGUGGCCAAGAUUGUGGUCCACCUGGUACCUCGCGAAAUCAUCGUCAACAAGCGCGUUUCACCAACUUGGCACAACGUGGUGGAAACCAGUCCGACCGUGCGCGAAGCAGCCUUUCUCAAGUCGACGACUCAAGCCUACGCGUGGGAAGCCAGCCACGCCGGCCAGGAAAUCAGUCAACUCAUCUCGCACGAUAAAGUCCCAUCACACUGGGCAGAAAAUGGCAGCAAGAUCUCAGGCCUGGAAAACGGCGCGCGUUGGAGCGUCUACCCAUACUCCCUUCCAGACAUUUCAAGCACCCUGCGCAUGACCAUCCACCACUACAACUCCGCUGCCCUCGAGCUUGAGAACACACGUUCAAUGAGCACGAUCCACAACUGCAAGCCAUGCAGCAUUUUCGACGAGCUCCAACACGGAAACGCCUUGCAGGCCAUGCUAGUCAAACUCGAUCACGUCACGCUGCAAAAGGCCCUUGCCAACAACCAUUCCUUCCUCGACAUGCAGCUCGCGAGCCCUCCAAUCACCAAGAUUCGGAUCUUUUUCGCCGAGCGUGGCUCCGGCGACAUCAUUCCCGGCGGAGAGGCUGGUAUCGAGGUUUCCCAUGGGCCUGGUCUCACGGUUCGUCACUUGCUUGAACUUGCAGAGUAUAUGGACAAGGUCAAGGGUCAGCCAAAUCUGACCAUCGCAUGGUUCUGGGUUGUCGGUGGCCACUUCACGUCUCCCGAAACCCUGCAGGCUGUUCGGAUGGCAGGUCCUGAAGGCCUCAGCUGCCUUGCGAAGAUGCAGCUCUUCACCGACGAGGACAAGGCAGCACUGCAAGAGCAAGUGUACGAGAAGAUGGCGGAAAUGCAGGAGCUUGUCGACAGCAACAGAUUCGACAUGCAGGCAAUUCUUGACGCCGAGAAGCAGUUGGUUGGUGAGGGUCAAGAGGCCGAGUUCGAUCUAGAGGCGGCACAGCUUGCGAUUCACGCCAACAACAAGCACGAUCAAGACGAGCUCGAUGUCAAGUUCGAGCAGAUGCAACUUGACCACAAUGCACACGAAGCCAUGCUCCAGGGUAUUGUCGAUCGUGAAGCGGAGCGGAUGCUGGCUGGUUUCCCGGUUGAGCAGGAGGAGGAGAGCUCGCAGGAUGUGGUCAUCGAGGAGGUGGCUGCCGCGCUCGAGAAUGAGCAGGUGGACGACUCUGCCGACGGCCACGAGGAUGGAGGUCUGAAGCAGGGCCAGUGA